This is a messenger RNA of Clunio marinus, 5300 nucleotides long. The record is from the annotation of a GenBank genome assembly. NCBI's taxonomy places the organism in Eukaryota, Metazoa, Arthropoda, Insecta, Diptera, Chironomidae.
AUGAAUAAAAAUCUUGAUAAGUUAAAACAAUUUUUUCGUAGUAAUAAAACUAACAGUUCUCAAGAAAAAGUAUACAUAUUGAAUCAUGAGAAUGAAAACGAUUUACGCAGAGAAACAAUCGAAAAGAGAAUAAAACUCCUUCGAGAUUUAGGCGACAUUGUUAUGUCUCAUCGUUUAGAGGAGUAUGCCAUUCAAAAAUUAUGGUCCCUUACAAGUGAUUUGAUAGAGCCACAAAACAAUUUCGAAGCAAGGCAAGCUGCUCUCAUUUUCUACACAAAACUUAUUCAAGGUCAAUACCGGGAUCUUUCAAUGAUGAGAAUGCAUUUCUUCCGGCUUAUCCAAAAUCAUAAUGUUCCUAUAGAUUUGCCCUAUUGUCUUCAGAUGUUUAAAGCGUUGACAGAUAAUGGACGUGACAUUCAAAACUUUGAAGAAGAAAUCGGUAUUUUCAUGUUGAAAUGGAUUGAUCAAAUCAUUGAGGGUCACUUAACAGCUCCAUAUUUGGAACUUGUUGUUAACAUAAUAAAAUUCAACACUGCGUACAUUGACAGAGAAGUCAUAGUAGGAAUUGUUCAUCGAGUGUGUAACGAUGUUUGUAUUCAAUUUAUGAACGAUCAAGCAACGUUUUUGCAAUGCUUGUUUGUAAUUGAAACAGUUAUUUGCUAUACAGUUUUCCCAAAUGAGAUUCUAGCACCUUGUAUUAUCGUAUUAUGUCGCGCAGUGAAAACUCAAGCAUACCUAGAAACAUCUUAUAGAAUCAUGAGGAAUUUACUUGGUACACAGCUUGGAUAUGCUUCACUUUUAACCAUGACAAGUAUGCUAAAUGAAAGUCGAUACUAUAUUGAUUCUCAAGUUCUGAGAGGUGCUGUGUUUCACACCAACAUGAAUCUCUGGGGAGGAAAUAACAGUUCACUUCAGAAUGGUAUUAAAUAUUCAUCGACUGUACUUUCAAGCUACUUAAAAGCUCUCCAGUCCAAUCAUACAAUUGUGACACUUGAAGUUAUCAUCAGCAUUCAAACACUGUUAAACAAAUGUGGCAACGAUUUGAGUGAACCUUCAUGGGACAUUGUUGUAGAUAUUCUUGAACGAAUUCGAGAGAACAUGAUGCGUGAUCAAAUUCCGUCUGAUUUAGAUUUGAGGUUCCACAAUAUUAUAGACAGAAUUGAAGUUUUGAUUGACAAAAAUCUUCUAAAUGCUGAUGUUAAUAAAAUUUAUAAUCUCAUCGAGAAAAUAAGCAACCGAAGACCUGAAUCAUCAGUUAUGAAAUUAAUAAGCUUCAGAGUAUCACAAAUUUCACCAGUGCAAUUAGGGUGGUUAGAGAAAUUGGCACAUUUAAUGGAACGAUUUUAUAGAAAAGAAAUCAAUCAAAAUGUUCGAAUAUCGAUGAUUGAGCAUUUAAAGGAAAUCAUAAAUAUAAAUCGCAUUUGCUAUGAAGAUGAAAUAUUGGAAAAGAUUGUUAUUGUGACAUUCUGUGACAUUUCUCAAGAAUUGGAUAUGAAGGUGCGCGUUGCAGCUUGUAAGCUUUUGCUUGACAUUUGUUCGCAUUGUGAUACUAAACGUUGCCUAGAAUUAUUUGAUAUACUUGAAAAAGUUAUCAAUCAUCCGUUUGAUGUUUACAAUCUUGAAAGUAAAAUAACAAAAAAUGAAAAUGAUUUUGAAGAUGCAAUUGCAGUCGUUAAUGGACUUAUAAAUUUGUUUUUGGAAAAACUGUAUCAACUUCCUUCUAAUCAUGCUGUUAGAAUAUAUUACAUCUUAAUUGGGCAUCUCGAGACUCAUUAUAUUUAUCCGAAAGUAUUUGAAAACAUAGUUCAAGUUCGAUAUACGAUUAUCAAUUGGAUGCUUAAAAUACGUGCCAAUUCAUGCUAUCAAAUCGGUUAUCCAACACCUCGACUAAUAAGUGAUCAAUUCAAGUUCACUCAUUAUAUUUCAAUUGAUGGAGAUCAUCAUCAUCAUUACCAUCAAUAUCAUCAACAGUCUGUAACUCCUUCUACUCAAGAUAUUCCACCAAAUGAUGAAAGAUCUUUGGAUGGAUAUGGAUUAAGUAAUGUAACAACACUUUCCUUCAGACGAGGUUGGGACAUCAUUGUUAAAUGCUUGAAUAUGGAUAAAGAUUGGCCUAUGGUUCAACUCGUUUUACGUGAACUUCCGAAAAUAAUGCAAAAUAAGACUUUGAUACGAGGAAAUGAUAUAGAUGGACUGGGAAAUGCUUUAGUUUCGCUAUUCAAAGGAAAUUAUACGAAGGAAAAAUUCAUCGAACAUUUUACAACAUCAAAUGAGCAAAAAGAUUUUCGAGCUUUGAUGAUACCUGCAGUUGCGAGUUUGAUUACAUACAACACACUGUCCAUACCGACUAAGAAGAAAAUUGUUGAAGUUUUAAAAUCUGAACUUAGAAUAGAUGGAAACUUAAGCAUUUGCCUUCAAGCUUUCACAAUAUUGUUGAUUGAAAAGUGUGAAAUAUUUGAACGUCAGUUGGGAGAUAUAAUUUUAACACUUACUAAAGUUUCGGAUACAGUAAACGUAGCAAUUCCUAUACUUGAGUUCCUUUCGACACUUGCUCAUCUUCCUUAUCCUACAAAUUUAAGUCAGAAGCAAUUUUCAUAUGUUUUCGUUACUUGUCUACCAUAUACGAGUCCCGCACGUUAUGAUCAUUACACAGUAUCUUUAGCACAUCACAUCAUUGCCACGUGGUUUCUAAAAUCUCGUAUAAUGUGGCGAAAAAUUUUUGCUGAUUAUAUUAUUGAAGGUAUUGCCAAGAAUAUAGAAAAAUCAAUAAGAGAUGCCAAAGUUCAACAAGCACAUGCAAUACCUGAUCAGGAUGUCAAAGAACUUCGAAAUGAAGAUUCAUCUUUACGUAAAAGAAGUUCAAGCUUAACAGAACAGUCAAGCCGUCGUCGUGAAGUGAAUAAUCCACAAGUUUUAAAAAUGAAGCAAAAAAUGCAAAGUCUUCAACAAGCAACUAUCAACAACUUUGAUAUGGAUGCAUUUCAUAUUGAAUUAAUUGAGACUUGUAUUGAUUUUAUGGCACGUAAUACAUUCUCUCAAUCAUCAGCUUUACCUAGAAGACUCCCAGCUGCUGAUUUUCUAUUACGCGGUGGAGGACAAACCAAAACAUGGGUUGUUGGUCAUAACAUUGUAACAAUAACAACGAGUGCCUGUAUGGGCAAUCAUGAUUGGAAGAGUUGUGCUUGCUACUGUUCUGAUUGGGCUGAAAUUACAAUACGAAAGCCUUCAUCGAUGGUUUCAUGGAUAAUGAAGUUUGAAAAUCAAAUCGGAACUUUUGCUAAUGAUUUCUCAUUUCAUGAUUUAACUGCAUUAUUUUCUGAUAAAGAAAUCGAUCCAGGCAAUUCCAAUGGGAUUCUAAUUCGAAAGAGAAAUGAAGAAUCGGAUAAUAGCUUAGUCGAUGAGCUUCCACUUGAAAAGUCAAUUGAAAAUAUUACAGUUCAGGAAGAUAUUAAAGAAAAUAUUAUUCCAUUGCAAUUUACAGCAAGCGACUCUUCAGUUGGCAGUUAUAUGACACAACCGAUUAAUAUUCCAUCAAAACAAGAAACUGAAGAAGGUAAUAUAGCUGGUGAUGAUGAAAUUUCAUAUGAUGGUGAAGAGUGUGAUGACCCUAAGCGAAAUCCUGUUCGACGUGUCAACUCGUCACCUGAAAUGCGUUCGAAUUGGAAGAUCAACUUGAAUAAUAAAUCUUCGAAAGAGAGUAAAUCAGGCUCAAGCUCUAACGAUACUGUUUCUGACGAUCAUGAAGAAACAACGAAACCAGUUGAAUUAGAGAUUCAACAGAAGAAAAAAUCGAGCUACUCUAAAGAAACGAAAGUCAGUUGCGAAGCUAUUCCCGAAGAAGUUAUUACUUCGGGACAAAAGGAAGAUGGAAAUGAAAAGUCACUAACAACAAGACCCGUUCAAUUACUUAGUUCAAUUUCUGCUCAAGAAACUCCUAAUGUCGCUUCUGUUCCCAAAAAACAACAUUCAGCUGAUGACACUUUUCAACUUCGUCGUUCAGAAUCAAAUACUAGUCAAGCAGGUCAAGUGAAAAAUAAUGAAUGGGGCUCUGUAGCUUCAAGCAAUUUGCCUUUAUCACCACGCUAUGGUAAACAUGCUCUCGUGACGCGUCAAGUAAGCCAUCAAGCUCAAGUAGAAAAUGACGAAAUGGGAAUACGAGCACGAUCGAAAACAAUUUCUGUUAUUGGAGGAAACAAAGAAGCUUAUAUGAAACAUGGCAAUAAUUCGGAUUUCUCGGUAUCAACAUCAUCGUUUGAUCAGUCACAACAAUCAACAUUGGCUACAUCAGGAAUAAGUCCAAGCUUUGUUUUCGUUCAACUAUUUAGUAGUGGAAAGAUCAACAGUAGUGAAAUCAUACCAGUGACUGAGAAGCAUAUGGUUACACUCAAUUUAUUAGACUUUAUUCCACCUUAUGAAAUACAUAAGAUUGGAGUUUUAUAUGUUACACAAGGACAAGCGAACAAUGAAGCAGAAAUUCUUCGAAAUCGAAGUGGAAGUACAAGAUAUAUUCAAUUUUUGCAUAAUCUUGGAUCGCUUAUAGCUAUCAAAGAUGCUAAAGAAGAGAAACUUUUUGUUAAUAUGGAAGCACCUCGAGAAGGAAAUUUCACAUAUGUUUGGCAUGAUGAUAUCAUUCAAAUGACUUUUCAUGUUGCUACAUUAAUGCCAACACUAGAAUCUGAUCCGAAUUGUCAUGAAAAGAAGAAAUACAUUGGAAAUGAUUAUGUGACAAUUGUUUACAAUGAUUCUGGUGAAGAUUAUGCUUUAAAUACCAUCAAGGGACAAUUUAAUUAUGCCUGUGUCAUUGUUCAACCUCUCGAAUUGGGUACUAAUCUAGUUUCGGUCAGAGCCAAGGGAGACAUUGAAGAUUUUUUCAAACAUUUGGAACCAAUGAUAAUUUCAGAUCGUGGGGCCCCCUUACUUGCGCGUCAGCUUGCUUUACAUGCCAAUAUGGCGUCACUGGUAUCAACCUCCUUGAAAAAUCGAAGUGUGAGCCCUUACGCUAAUAAUUGGCUCGAACGUUUAAGAAAAAUCAAACAUUUAAAGAGUAAACUCAUCAAUGAAACCAAGCAAGAUAAUCAACAGCCAACCUUAAAUAACACAAGUAAUACUUUAAAUUUUUUAAAAGAUGUUUUCACUAAAUAUUCUUAAAUACAUAAUUUAGCAUCUGUAAUUAUUACCAUGCUACUUUUAUUAAUCUAUUUUCGGAUAAUUUCGAUGAACAGAAGAAUUCGUUCAAUAAAGAAAAUAAUAAUUAAUAUUUAAAUUAAGUUAAACAUUCUUUUCUUCAUCAUUUAAAAUCG